This is a messenger RNA of Python bivittatus (Burmese python), 4763 nucleotides long. RefSeq names its product FYVE, RhoGEF and PH domain containing 6 (gene FGD6). Gene Ontology annotation, cellular component: cytoplasm. Gene Ontology annotation, molecular function: guanyl-nucleotide exchange factor activity; metal ion binding. NCBI's taxonomy places the organism in Eukaryota, Metazoa, Chordata, Lepidosauria, Squamata, Pythonidae. The record is from RefSeq and is a predicted model, not a curated record.
GUUGGCCUGUAGAGGUCUCUGUGUUACAGCUCGCAGGGCAAAUCAGGGAACUUUGCUAAGACUGCGGCGACCGUCAGAGCUCGUUCGGUCAGUCCGUCGCGCUCUUUCUCUCUUCGCUGCGGGAAUGUUAUACAGGAACCGGAGCGACGAGCUGCGCUUUUUGGCAGCCGCCGGGACCGAGCAGCGGACUUUACCCUUCCAUGCAGCAACGACUCUGAGAGGGGCUGUUAUGCUUUAAAGAGGGGCCCGGGACAAGGAGCGGAGCAAGGCAACGCGCAUGGAAGGGAGGCACCAUGAGUGCAGCCGAAACUAAGAAGCCACCAGUGGCCCCAAAACCAAAAUUGGUGAUAGGACACAAAAUAGUGCCACCUCCUGUAGCACCUAAACCAGACGUGGUGGUGGUGGAUGUUCUGCAAUCCUCAAAGAAAACAAAGCCUGCAAUAGCACCAAAACCAAAAGUGCUUAAAUCCUCGUCUGUUCCUGAAGUUAAAACUGCCUCUGCCUCCAUAAGGAGAAAUUUAAAGAGUUUAGAAGAUCACAAAAAAGACUCUUCUGAGUACUUUGUUCAUCUGAAUUAUAAAAAUGGGGUGCCAACAGACAAUGCGGCUUAUAUUAUAUCCCUGUGUUCUUGCAAUUUUGAGUGCAUCCAUAAAUGUGGGGAUCAGGAGAAUACAUGCAAAAAUGCAACCAUUUUUGAACAGUUAGAAAACCUAGAGAACAUUGAUAUAGAUGAACAACCAUCAUCAUCUUUGAAGCCUGGAACAAUAUUUGAAAGCAAUAAUGAAAACAAUACCAAUAACUAUAAGGUUGUCUUAAAGACUAAUGUUCUAGAGGAAAAACUUGAAGAUGUUGUGAUACAAAAUGUUUUCCCUAAUAAUGGCCAUUUGAGGCAAAGGCAUUUAAGUAAACCUGAAACAGUUAAUCCUGUUAAUUAUAACAAUGAUAUUAAAAUAGAAUUUACAAAUCUUGUCCCACCUAUAUCCAGUUUUGAAAAAAUUAAGGACAGCUCAAAUGAUGAUGCAAAGAUAGCUGUUGUUGAAUCUGAAAUGUUGGAAGUUCCUCUUUUGACUGAAAACAACAAUAAUUCCUUCUGUUUGAGUAACUCAGCAGAUAUGGAAAAAAUGGAUGUGGAUAAUACAUCUAUAAUAUCUUGCCCAAAAGACAGUGACAGACUUUCAUUUGGAACCAACUCUGUAGUAUCAACUAAACCUUUUCCAGUUCCAAAACCAAGAAAGCUACAUACUUCCUGUCUAGUUCGUCAAGAUGGCAUUGAUGUUUCAGGAGAGGAUGAAUAUGAUAGUUCUGGGAUUCAUGAGUAUGCCACUAAGAAAACAGCAAAAAUUAAUGUUCUAGUUCAGAGCGUUUCCUAUAAAAAUCAAGAACAUAUAAAUGCAGUGGAUAAAUUUGAGGUUGCUUCAUAUUCUGUAAGAAAAGUGCAUCCUACAACAGAAUCUGCUGAAUCCAAAGAACUGAUUCCACAAAGCCACUCACCUGAAAUUGUACAUGAAAACUCUCACUUAGAAAAUAUUGGACAUUCUUUGGACCUUCAUUCAAUAAACCCUUCCAUUAACAUAAUGGAAGAUAACAGUAUGUUGGCAACUGAUCCUAAAGAGACUGGCUUUGUACGCUGUAGUAAUCUUUCUAUGAGUUUGCCUAAACAAAUAAAAUUAUCAUGCAAUCAACCUUUACCGGCCUUGGUGACCCUCGAUGCCUCUGCACAAAAGAAGGAAGCUAAAUAUGUUUACUUAAAAGGUGAAAGUUCACGAAUCAUUCCUAAGAAACCUCAAAGACAUGGCAUCGCUGCAGCUGGACUAUUAAAAAAAGCUUCAUCAGAGGAACUCUUAGAGACAAGUGCUUAUUUUUCUAAUGAAAAUAGACCUUCAGAGGCUCCUCUGAUAAGGCAUUUCUCAACCAGAGAAGAAAAUGCAGUCCUGUCAUGUGAUACUCCAACAUCAUCUUUGGAGAAACCAAUUUGGAAAUUACCUCAUCCUAUCCUUCCAUUUUCAGGAAACCCAGAAGCCUUAAAAAACACCAAAAAUGCAAAAAAAAUGGAAUGCUUCAGGACUAUAACAAAACCUCGAGCCAAAUCCUUGUCUUCUGUAGACAUGGACAGAAUACACAAGCCUCCAAAAGAACCUCAAAAGAAAAGCUCGCUAAAAAAAUUCCUAAACAUGAAAUGGUCUGUUUGCAUAUUGAAAAGUGACUUCCAGAAAUUUCUGGCAAAGGCCACACAGUCUACAGAUAAUGCCAAUGGGAGUAUCCCUGGUGGAGAAGGGCCUGCCAAAAACUGGAAUGUGAUGGCCACGACAAACGGAAGGAAAGCUAAACCUGCAAAGGCACAUUCAGCAGAAAUAGGCAGCUUAUUCUCACAAAAGGGAAAACAGAAAUCCAGAGGUCAGAAUGAAAUUAACAUUGGUCAGAGAUCAAAGUCUUUAGAUGAACAGGCUUUCUCAUUGCAAGGACAUUUGAAUUCUCAUACGCAUGACAACAUACAUGAAUAUGAAAAUGUGAGCCAUUAUGAAGAAAUCCCAGAAUACGAGAACUUGCCUUUUGCAGCUACUGAUAAAGAAAUAUGUUUUGAAAGACAACAUUCUAGCAGUGUUGAAAACCAGGAUGCUAAUGUGUAUGAGGUGGAAGAGCUGUACGAACCUACAAGGAGCUGUUUAGAGUUUGGCAGGUCCUCAGCUGAAUGUGAUGGCUCAGAAUUGAUGUUGGAAGAUGUACAUUCAGAUGAUGAAAUGAUGCCAAGAGAUAUGAACAGCUCUGAUGAUGAUGAUGAUGAUGAUGAUGAUGAUGAUGAUGAUGAUACCAAUUCAGACUCCAGUAAAGGGGAGUCUGAUGCACAGGAAAACAAGCAGAUUAAAGCAGCUGGAAAGAAAACAAAGGUUUAUCAUAUUGCUAAAGAAAUAAUGAGCUCAGAGAAAGUGUUUGUGGAUGUUCUAAAGCUUCUGCACAUUGAUUUUCGGGAUUCAGUGGCACAUGCUUCUAGGCAGCUUGGAAAGCCAAUAAUUGAAGAUAAGAUCCUGAAUCAGAUCUUGUACUAUCUACCUCAGCUAUAUGAGCUUAAUCGGGACCUUCUGAGAGAACUAGAAGAACGCCUUUCUCAUUGGAUUAACCAUCAGAGAAUUGCUGAUAUAUUUGUGAAAAAGGGACCUUACUUAAAGAUGUAUUCAACUUACAUCAAAGAGUUUGAUCGAAAUGUAGCUCUGCUUGAUGAACAUUGUAAAAAGAACCCUGGGUUUGCUACUGUUGUUCGAGAAUUUGAGAUGAGUCCCCGCUGUGCUAACCUGGCACUCAAACACUAUUUGCUGAAGCCUGUUCAGAGGAUCCCUCAAUAUAGGCUUCUUUUGACAGAUUAUCUAAAGAACCUUUUAGAAGAUUCAGCUGACUUCAAAGAUACUCGGGAUGCUCUUGCUGUCGUCAUAGAAGUGGCCAACCAUGCAAAUGACAUUAUGAAACAGGGGGAUAAUUUUCAGAAGCUUAUGCAAAUACAAUACAGCUUAACUGGUCAUCAUGAAAUUGUACAGCCUGGGAGGGUGUUUUUGAAAGAAGGAACAUUGAUGAAACUGUCCCGAAAAGUUAUGCAGCCACGGAUGUUUUUUUUGUUUAAUGAUGCCCUGUUGUAUACAACUCCUCUUCAGUCUGGAAUGUAUAAACUCAACAACAUGCUGUCACUGGCUGGAAUGAAAGUUAAGAAGCCAACUCACGAAGCUUAUCAAAAUGAACUGAACAUAGAAAGUGUAGAACGAUCCUUCAUUCUCUCAGCAAAUUCUGCUACAGAGAGAGAUGAAUGGUUAGAAACUAUCUCUCGGUCAAUUGAAGACUACACCAAAAAAAGAAUCACCUUUAACCCUACUAAAAGUCUGGAAGAGGCAGACCUAGAGAAAGAAGGAGAAAGACCUGUAGGAUCCAAAGCUCCAAUCUGGAUUCCUGACACCAGAGCUACCAUGUGUAUGAUUUGUACUAGUGAAUUCACUCUGACAUGGAGAAGGCACCACUGCAGAGCUUGUGGGAAGAUAAUCUGCCAAGCUUGUUCAUCAAAUAAACAUGGAUUAGACUACAUGAAAAAUCACCCCGCAAGAGUGUGUGAUCAUUGCUUUAAGGAGCUACAAAAACAGGAUAAUAUGUAUACUUCUCCUAAAAAUGGAUCUCCACUGAAUCACCGAUCUCCAACUAAUGCUUUGUCUACAGUACUGCACAGUAUUCCAUCUGGCAGAAAGCAGAAAAAAAUUCCAGCUGCACUCAAGGAAGUAUCGGCUAAUACAGAAGAUUCUUCAAUAAGUGGCUACUUGUACAGAUCAAAGGGCACCAAGAAACCAUGGAAACACCUGUGGUUUGUGAUAAAAAAUAAAGUGCUAUACACAUAUGCUGCUAGUGAGGAUGUAGCUGCUUUAGAGAGCCAACCUUUACUGGGUUUUACAGUUGCUGAAGUUAAAGAUGAACACUUAGAAUCUAAAGUUUUCCAUUUAUUGCACAAAAAUACUUUAUUUUACAUAUUCAAAGCGGAUGAUUCCCAGUCAGCACAAAAGUGGAUAGAAGCUUUUCAAGAAGCCACAAUAUUGUAGCACAUUCUGGGUUUAAAGAACAUGUCAGAUAACUAAGUGAAUGCUACAGUUCUGUAUGUUAUAGUCACUGGAUUGGCCCAGGCAAAGCAGUUUGUUUUUUUAGAGUGGUCUGAACCUGGUCUCUGGUUCAGGCAUAAUGAUUUUUAAAGAAAUGUGUAUACUUGUUAUUUAUUAAACUCUAUCACUGUUUUACAUUCA